Molecule: messenger RNA, 2496 nt
Organism: Eublepharis macularius
Lineage: Eukaryota; Metazoa; Chordata; Lepidosauria; Squamata; Eublepharidae
Gene: JAKMIP1
Product: janus kinase and microtubule interacting protein 1
Exons: 20
Coding region: 1-2496 (831 amino acids)
Molecular function (GO): kinase binding; microtubule binding; GABA receptor binding
Source: RefSeq, a predicted model, not a curated record
AUGUCGAAGAAAAGCCGUGCAAAGGGAGAGAAGCCUGACAUGGAGGUUGAUGCUGUCCAAGCUGCAAAUGAGGAAUUGCGGACUAAGUUGACCAACAUCCAGAUAGAAUAUCAGCAGGAAAAAGGCAAGGUGGGCAAACUGAGAGAGAAGCUCCAGGAAGUAAAGCAAGAACGAGAACAAGAACAGCACAAACACACGGCUUACAUAUCGGAGCUGAAGGCGAAGCUCCACGAAGAGAAGAUGAAGGAACUCCAGGCUCUCCGGGAGAUACUUAUCCGGCAGCAUGAACAAGACGUGGCUCGUGUGGCAAAAAUAAAAGACAGCGAGAUUCAACGACUGCAGUCCACAGUAAAUGUUCUGCGAGACGGAGCAGCUGACAAAGUGAAAACGGCAUUACUAAAUGAAGCCCGGGAAGAAGCCCGGAAAUCGUUUGAUGGUGAGCGGAUGAAGAUGCAACAGGAGAUCCUAGAACUGAAAUCCGGUAAAAAACAGCUAGAAGAAACUUUGAGCAAUGUCAUGCAGGCAGAUAAGAUGAAGGCGGCUGACCUACGCAUGGCCUACCAGUCCCAUCAGGACGAGAUACACAGGAUAAAGCGCGAGUGUGAGAGAGACAUCCGCAGGCUGAUGGAUGAGAUAAAAGGCAAAGACCGAGUGAUUUUGGCGUUGGAGAAAGACCUUGGUGUCCAGGCAGGCCAUACACAAAAGCUGCUGCUCCAGAAAGAAGCCCUGGACGAACAGCUUGUUCAGGCGAAAGAGGCGGAACGGUACCAUGGCAGUCCCAAGAGAGAACUUCCACCUGGAGUGGGCGAGGGCACGGAACUCGCAGGAAGCCCAGAGCAACAUAUGGAUGAGCGAGACAUGAGGAGGUUUCAGCUAAAAAUAGCUGAACUGAAUGCUGUAAUACGGAAACUGGAAGACAGGAAUACACUUUUAGCAGACGAAAGGAACGAACUGCUGAAACGGUCUCGGGAGACGGAAGUGCAGCUUAAACCACUUGUAGAAAAGAACAAACGGCUGAACAAGAAGAACGAGGACAUGUUGCAGACUAUACAGAGAAUGGAAGACAAAAUUAAGAACCUUUCUAGGGAAAAUGUAGAAAUGAAAGAGAAGUUGUCUGCCCAGCCCACUCUGAGAAGACACACUUCGUUGAAUGAUCUCAGCAGCUCACAAGAAGAACAAGAAGUUGAAUUCCUUAAACUACAAGUUCUGGAGCAACGACGUGUUAUUGAUGAUCUCGCAGUGGAACGGGAGCAGUUGUUACGGUCUAAGAAACCAAAAAGGAAAAGUCUGAAGCUUCCCAAAAGGCAUGUUGUGGAGACAUUUUUUGGAUUUGAUGAAGAAUCAAUUGAUUCAGAAACCUCAUCGAUCACCUCAUAUAACACAGAUAAGACAGACAGGACUCCAGCUACACCAGAAGAGGACUUGGAAGAUAACACACCGAGAGAAGAAGCCGAUUUGCGGUUCUGUCAGCUAACAAGAGAAUAUCAAGCAUUGCAGAGGGCAUACGCGUUGCUGCAGGAGCAGGUCGGAGGGACCCUGGAUGCAGAAAGAGAAGCUAGGACUCGUGAGCAACUGCAAGCGGAUCUUCUCAGGUGCCAAGCAAAAAUAGAAGACCUGGAGAGAGCGCUGAUGGAGAGAGGACAGGAUUCCAAAUGGAUAGAAGAAAAGCAAGUACUGAUCAGGACUAACCAGGAAUUGUUAGAAAAGGUUUAUAAAAUGGAGCAGGAAGAAAGGCAGCUGAAGAGUGAGAUGCAAGAUGCCAGAGAUCAGAAUGAGCUCCUGGAAUUCCGUGUCCUAGAACUGGAAGAGAGAGAACGAAGGUCACCAGCUUUUAACCUUCAAAUAUCUGCCUUCCCUGAGAACAACAGCAGCGCCCUUCAGCUGUUCUGUCAGCAAGAGGGAAUAAAGGAUGUGAAUAUUUCUGAACUUAUGAAGAAGCUAGAUAUCCUUGGUGAUAAUGGGAAUCUGAGGAAUGAAGAACAGGUUGCAAUAAUCCAAGCUGGAACUGUACUUUCCCUCUGUGAAAAGUGGCUAAAACAAAUAGAGGAGACAGAAGCCGCGCUCACUCAGAAGAUGGUGGACCUGGAAAAUGAAAAGGACCUGUUCAGUAAGCAGAAGGGUUAUUUGGAGGAAGAACUCGACUACAGGAAGCAAGCUCUGGACCAGGCUUAUAUGAAAAUCCAGGAGCUGGAAGCCACACUUUAUAAUGCUCUGCAGCAGGAGCCAGCGAAGAGAGCCAGCGAAUCUUUGAACGAGGCACAGAGGGAAGACUUGCGAGCUGCUGUGGAGAAGGUGCGGAGGCAGAUCCUGCGGCAAAGCCGGGAAUUUGAUAGCCAGAUCCUGCACGAGCGCAUGGAGCUACUGCAGCAAGCCCAGCAGAGAAUUCGGGAGUUAGAAGAUAAAAUUGAACUUCAGAAGCGACAGCUCAAAGAAAUAGAAGAAAAGUUUUUGUUCCUUUUUCUGUUUUUCUCACUAGCAUUCAUCCUGUGGCCUUGA